Messenger RNA from Cebus imitator (Panamanian white-faced capuchin), 2350 nucleotides. It is a transcript of the gene AMN, whose product is annotated as amnion associated transmembrane protein. Gene Ontology annotation, cellular component: apical plasma membrane; endocytic vesicle. Gene Ontology annotation, biological process: intracellular protein localization; receptor-mediated endocytosis. The record is from RefSeq and is a predicted model, not a curated record. Lineage: Eukaryota; Metazoa; Chordata; Mammalia; Primates; Cebidae. The coding region runs from base 714 to 2174 and encodes 486 amino acids. The transcript is spliced from 11 exons.
GGAGGGGGCGUGGGAGAGGAGGGGGUCCGGGAGCCUCCACCAGCCUCGGCCUCCAGAGGCUCCUGCCCUCGCGGCUUUUCCGUCUGCGAAAUGGGCGCGGUCCCCAGACCCUGCGGAGAGCAGCGAGUGAGCGUGUGGGAGUCUGCGGGGCUGGGCAGCCUGCCUCAGUUUCCCGGUCCCCGAGGGAGCACUGAGCCCUCCCCCCACCCUUAACACCAGGCAAGCGCGUGUCCCUGGCGCCCACUUCCAAUGCCGGAAAAAAUUCAGUCCAUUCCCUGUCCCUCUUCCCUGGGCCCCUGGGGGCUCCCUCAGGACAACCCCACCCACCCUGUUCACGGCCGGCCUCACCUGGUCCUGCGGCCCCCAGCCCUUUCUUACUUCUCAUGCCCGGAGGCGCUUUCUGCCGCAGCUCUUCCCGGCCCAGGUAGGACUCCUCCAGGAAGCCUUCCUGAUUCCAAGGCCGAGGAAGAGGUCUGCGCUGCCCCAUCCUCCUCAUUGCCCCGGUUGUCGCUGUCCUAGACAACCCUGUCCUCUGCUCCAGCGCCAGGCAAACGGGGGGCAGAGCGGGAAGACGAUCUAGGCAGGCGUCCUUAGGGCAAGGCUGAGCGGGCUCUGCAGAUACAAUAGAAGUCCCUCGGAGAGUGCCCGGGCCGGGCGCCCACAGUCUGGCCUGACGCCGGGAGGGACCAGGGCCUGGGCCUGGGCCGCGGGGGAUGGAGCUCCUAUGCGUCCGGACGGGGUGGCCCGCGCGGACCCUCCGCAGCUCUCUGGCACUGACCCAGGCGGCCUCCAAACUCUGGGUCCCCAACACCGACUUCGAGGUCGCAGCCAACUGGAGCCAGAACCGGACCCCGUGCGAGGGCGGCGCCGUCGAGUUCCCGGCGGACAAGAUGUUGUCAGUCCUGGUGCGAGAAAGUCACGCCGUCUCAGACUUGCUCCUGCCGCUGGAUGGGGAACUCGUCCUGGCUUCAGGAGCCGGAUUCGGCAUCUCAGAUGCGGGCUCGCACUGGGGCUGUGGAGCCGGCAACCCUGCGGUCUUCCGCGACCCUGACCGCUUCUCCUGGUAUGACCCGCACCUGUGGCGCCCCGGGGACGAGGCACCUGGCCUCUUCUCCGUGGACGCCGAGCGCGUGCCCUGCCGCCACGACGACGUCGUCUUUCCGCCCAGUGCCUCCUUCCGCGUGGGGCUCGGCCCUGGCGCUGGCCCCGUGCGAGUCCGCAGCAUCUCGGCUCUGGGCCGGACGUUCACGAGCGACGAGGACCUGGCUGCUUUCCUGGCGUCCCGCGCGGGCCGCCUGGGCUUCCAUGGGCCGGGCGUGCUGAGCGUGGGCCCCGAGGACUGCGCCGACCCGUCGGGCUGCGUCUGCGGCAACGCGGAGGCGCAGCCGAGGAUCUGCGCCGCCCUGCUCCAGCCCCUGGGCGGCCGCUGCCCCCAGGCCGCCUGCCACGGCGCCCUCCGGCCCCAGGGCCAGUGCUGCGACCUCUGCGGAGCCGUCGUGUUGCUGACCCACGGCCCCUCAUUUGACCUGGAGCGGUACCGGGCACGGAUACUCAGCACCUUCCUGGGCCUGCCUCAGUACCAGGGGCUGCAGGUGGCCGUGUCCAAGGUGCCACGCUCGCCCCGGCUCCGCGAGGCCGACACGGAAAUCCAAGUGGUGUUGGCAGAAAUGGGGCCCGAGACGGGCGGCGCGGGGCGGCUGGCCCGGGCCCUCCUGGCGGACGUCGCCGAGCACGGCGAGGCCCUCGGCGUCCUGGCGGCGACCAUGCGGGAGUCUGGCGCGCACGUCGGUGUCGGCUCCGCAGCUGGACUGGCGGGCGGCGUGGCGGCCUCGCUGCUGCUGGCGCUGCUGGUGCUGCUGGUGGCGCUGCCGCUGCUGCGCCGCGCGGGGAGGCUCAGGUGGAGGAGGCGCGAGGAGGAGGUCCCGGCCGGGGCGCCCCUGGGCUUCCACAACCCAGUGUUCGACGUGGCGGCUUCCAAGGAGCCGGUGAGGGGGCGGGAAGGGGGACCGGGGCCUUCUCGGGCCGGGACUCGGCGCCCGACGCCUCUUGACCCUGUCACCCCGCAGCAGCCCCGGCCGCGGCUGCUCAGCGGGACUCCGAAGGCGGCCACAGGCAGCACCAGCCACAGUUACUUCGUCAACCCUCUGUUCGCCGGGGCUGAGGCUGAGGCCUGAGCGGCUGCGUGACCAUCAACCUGGGGGCUCCCCACCCGCUUUGGCCCUAGAACCUCCCCCAUCCCGGUCGACCUGGGGGCUACCCCUCGUCCAGCCCCCAGACCUCCCCUACCCCACCCCCCGCAGGGGCCAAGGACAGGGAGCCCUUGUACAAUAAAGGUGUUUCCUGUACCAUC